Molecule: messenger RNA, 768 nt
Organism: Naumovozyma castellii
Lineage: Eukaryota; Fungi; Ascomycota; Saccharomycetes; Saccharomycetales; Saccharomycetaceae
Gene: PUS5
Product: pseudouridine synthase PUS5
Exons: 1
Coding region: 1-768 (255 amino acids)
Source: RefSeq, a predicted model, not a curated record
AUGAGAGGAACCAUGACGAACCUGCUUCCCAAGAUUCCCAUUCUCUACGAAUGCAACAAUUAUAUCAUCAUAAACAAACCAUUUGGUGUCUAUACUCAACCAGCUGAUCUGCACACGUGGUUUCAAAGAUACCCAGGCAGACCCGAGGGACCAAGAUACCUAUUAGAUGAGCUUGCAAACACUUUUAAACGAGAAGAGGAGGAGAAGAAAAACUUCCAGGAAUUAAAGACUGUACAUAGGUUGGAUGUGUGUGUGACAGGUGGUAUGCUACUUGCCAAGAACAAGACUGCUGCAAUCAAUUUUUCCAGGAAUUUGAAGAAAGGUGGUAGUUCUGGAUUCCCCUUAAAGAGAAGAUAUGUAGCCUUAUUGAAUGAUUCGCUGAAGAAAACACUACGACCAACAGGAACUUUAGAAAUGAACGGAAUGGUGACUAAAUAUAAAUUAUUUGAUGAUCAAUGUAUAAUCUUAGAGUUAAUUACAGGAAAAAAGCACCAGUUGAGAAAACAAUUAUCCUCCAUCUUGAAACAACCAAUUUUAAAUGAUGUUAAAUAUGGUGGAAGCUAUUUGCUGGGAACAGAUAAGGAACAAAUUGCCCUACAUUCUGCAUAUAUUGAAACCCGGGUGGGGCUGCAAAAAAGGUCACACAUAGUACCAAUGAUAUUCAAUAACAAUGGGAAACUAUGGAAUCGGCAAUAUAUUGAUUCCCAAGGUUUCUUCUGUGCUGGAAUCACCAAAAUUUUAACAGAUACUUGGAAUGUAGAUGUGUAG